UUUUUUUUUAUUUUUUUUUAUUUUUUUUCUUCUUUCUGACCUUUGUUCUAAUCAUCCUUCUUCUUUUUUAUAUACCACUUCAUUCUUUCAUCUUUAUAUUUAAUUACUCGUACAUUUAAAAUACACUUACUAGGCAUCUUUGUUUGUCUUUUUCUUUUACUGUAUAUUUCAAUCAACUUAAUGUACAGUUCUGAAUACAUCUCUUACCAUUCUCAAUAAAACACAAAAGACGAACUAUAAUAUCUAUGGAAACAGCUCAAGAAGAUUUUCAAUCUUUACCUAUUACUGAAAGACUUCAACACAAGGUUUGGAAAGCUCGUCAAUCUGCCUAUACUGAAUUAUACGAUCUUUUCCGUAAAACAGUGGAAGAUGCCGACUUUUAUCAAUAUGAAGAAUACCUCAAAAAUAUCGCCACAGACGCCAAUGCUGUAGCUCAAGAAACCGGUUUGAAUGCCAUAUAUGAAUACGUCAACAAUGCUCCUAAUGCUUCCAAUACUCGUGAAUCUGUAGUGCCUGCUUUAGUUCAAAAGUGUCUUGGAGCACCAAAGGCUGGUACAAAACAAAAAGCAACUAGCAUCAUAUUACUUUAUGCUGAAAUAGACGUAGCAGAUCCUGUCGUGGAAUUGGUACUUCCUGGCCUACAAGCAAAACAACCUAAAUUGGUCACUCAAACUGUAGUAGUUUUACGGGAAUUAGUGAGACAAUUUGGAACUAAGACUGUUAGUCCCAAACCAUUGAUCAAGACAUUACCAAAAUUAUUUGGUCACACUGAUCGUAAUGUUCGAGCAGAGACAUUUACUUUGACAACUGAAAUAUAUAGAUGGAUUGGCGCUGCUCUCACACCUUCAUUAUCUGACCUCAAACCUGUGCAGAUUAAAGAAUUGGAAGAAGCUUUUGCGAAAUUACCCUCUGAAAAACCAACACCAGAAAGAUUAUUACGAUCUGAACAACAAAAGUUAGCCGAAACUGAAGCAAUGGAUGUGGAAACUGGUGAUACUAACCAAGAUGAAGAUGAAGCUGAACCAAUGGAUGAAGAACCUAUGGAUCCUUUUGAUUUGGCUGACCCAAUCGAUAUCACUUCAAAAUUACCUGGAAACUUUUAUGAACUUUUGGCAUCGAAAAAAUGGCAAGAACGACGAGAAGCUUUGGAUGCCUUACUAGAAUCAACAAAGACACCAAAGAUUAUGGAUAAAGAUUAUUCCGAACUUGUGGGGGCUUUAACAAAGCGUAUUGGUGAUUCAAAUAUUUUACUGGUCGGAACAGCAGCAAAUUGUAUCGAGUCUAUUGCCAAGGGAUUACGAACAGAGUUUGGAAAAUAUAAAGGAAUGGUGGUACCGCCUAUGAUCGAAAAACUUAAAGAACGGAAACCGGCAAUUUUAGAACAACUGGUCAACUCUUUACAUGCUGUUUUCUCCUCUGUACCUAUUUUAGAAAUCACUGAAGACCUCUCUAUCGCGGUCAAGCACAAGAAUCCUCAAAUAAGAGCUCAAUCUGUCAAAUUACUUACUCGACAAUUACAAACUAUUCGUCAAGUACCCUCGAAAUCAGAAACAAAGAUAUUUGCUGAAAUGAUGUUGAAGACUUUGGAUGAUGCUGACGCAAGUGCUCGUGAAGCUAGUGCUGAAGGAUUAGGAACUUUAAUGAAAGUAGUGGCAUUCGACAAGGCUGAAGUCAAAGCGAAACCUGUAGUUGCCAAAAAACCACAGCCACCUCCAGCAAAGAAACCAGUUCCAGCACCGCCCAAAAAGGUCAAACCAUCCAAACCUGUCGAAUCUGAACCUGAACCUAUGGCUGUCGACAGUGAACCCAUGAUGGCAGCGACGGAAAUGACUCCACCAAAACGUAAACCACCAGCAAGACUUUUAGGAGGCAAUACCAAGAAACCAACGCUAUCAUCAUCCAAACCAAAACCAGCAACGACUUCUGCUACCAGUGGUACUCCAAAGAAAGCCGCCAAAUUACCUCCUUCUAGUGGACCCGAAGAAGUUAAAUAUCGUUACUCACCUGAAGAUGCUGAAGCUCGUGUAUCCGACUAUAUUCCUGAACAAAUUUGGGAUGAAAUUGGACAAAGUCAAUGGAAAGUUCGUUUAGCUGCUAUGGAAUCACUAUAUACACAUUUGGAAUCUAGCUUGGAACCUAGCGACAUUGAAGCUGAAAUCGUUAUUCGUUGUUUAUCCAAGAAACCAGGUUGGAAAGAAAUGAAUUUUCAAGUUAUGACCAAGCUUUAUGGAGUAAUGCAGUUGCUUGCUACUGUCUGUCCUUCUUUCUCUCGUGCAUGUGCUGCUAUCGGUAUUCCAGGUAUGGUGGAAAAACUAGGGGACAUCAAACUUAAAAAACCUGCUGGUGAAUGUUUGGUGACAUUUGCUGAAAAAACUUCCUUGCAAUUUGUUCUAUCUCAAUCUUACCCCAUCUGGAAGAAAGCCAAGUCACCAAAAGUUCUGGCCGAUUCUCUGAUCUGGAUUCAUCAAGCUCUAUCUGAUUUUGGUAUUGCUGGUCUUCAAGUACGUGAUUUGAUUGAUUUUGUGAAAACUGCUUUGUCAAAUACAAAUGCUUCUGUUCGUACAAGCGCUGUGACUGUACUUGGUAUUUUACGCAUGUAUAUUGGUCCCGAAAUCAUCACGUUUGUUCAAGAUGUCAGUCCUGCUCUGAUGGCAACUAUCGAGAGUGAAUUUGAAAAGGUGUCAAAAUUGGAUCCUCCUCAACCCACAAAGUUUUCUGCUAGUGUGGCUGAUGGUGGCUCUGGAAAAGUCGGCAAUAGUGGUGGGGGUGGUGCUGCCGAGGUUGACGCUUUAGACUCAUUGAUUCCUCGUGCUGAUAUUUCAAAUCAACUUGGCAAAGUGGCAGCUGAUUGCAAUGAUGCUAAUUGGAAGAAACGAAAAGAAGGACUUGAUAAGGUACUGGCUAUUAUCGAUGGAGCAAAUAAACGAAUCAAACCCAAUCUUGGCGAAUUCCCUAGUGUUCUCAAGCAAAGAUUGAAUGACAGUAACAAACUCUUGCAAAUUCAGGCUGUGGAAAUUACUGGAUUGUUGGUGGUAUCUAUGGGCAAACCUUUUGAAAAAUAUGUCAAGGCACUUGCAGGUAGUGUGACUUCAGUGUUAUCAGACAACAAAGCCAACGUGCGAAGCGCUGGUAUAGCUACUUUGGAAAUUAUUCGACAAACAUGUGGAUUUGAAGGAUUGAUUGGCGCCUUUGGUACCAGUCUGGCGGCCGAUUCUCCUGCGUUACGAAAGGAAUUACUUACUUGGUUAUCAACGUCUCUAAAUGAAGAAGAUCCCUCUGGAACUAUUGUGGAUUACUCACCUUUAAUCUCACCUUUACUCUCCUGUUUACAAGAUCGAAAUGCGGAUGUUCGUAAAGCGGCACAAAAUGUACUACCAAUGGUAGUUGCUAAUACUGGAUUCGACAAUGUGAUGAAUAAGGUAUCAGAACUGAAAGGAGCCCAACGUCAAACAGUGAUGCCUUUUGUGGAAGCAGCUCGUGGUUCAGCAUCAGGUUUACCAUCAACAGCAACGGCAACAGCAUCAUCGACAGCACCAGUAAAAUCCAAACGACCAACAUCAUCCACUACUGAAACACGACGACCUGAUUCUGCAGCUUCAAGUGGAUCAGAGGACAAACCAACUAGACUCAAAUCUACUUUGGGAAGAAAGAAGUUAUUAGCUCCUCGGAGUUCAGCAGCAGCAGCAGCAGCAGCAACGACAUCAUCAACAACGGCGACAAAUUCUACAGAACAAUCUCAACCUCCUCUAUUAUCAAGUGAUCCUCGUGCCAAGCAAGUGCGCGCCAAAAAGGAAAUUCGUUGGCAGUUUGAUAAUCCUCGAUCUGAUGUGGUGGAUACUUUACGUAGUUCUUGUGAAUCCCAUAUUCAAUCUGAUAUUCUUGGCCUGAUGUUUAGUACUAGUCAGUAUGCGGAACGUGAUCGUCUCAAUGCUUUGAAUCAACUAGAUGAAUGUAUUGCCAAUCCUGAUAUUGCCAUGGAUAAAUACGGUUUAUCCUUUGAUGACAUGAAGAAACGAUACUUGGCCAAUGCAGAUUUACUGUUCAAGUAUUUGACCAUUCGAUUUUUUGAUACCAACACAAGUAUGCUUAUCAAAUGUCUAGACUUGACCGAACAUCUGGUAGCUGUUUUUGAUGUGGAAGGUGCACCUCUCUCUGAAUAUGAAGCUGUAUCGUUUUUACCAUUCUUGAUCAAUAAGGUUGGCGAUCCAAAAGAAACUAUUCGUGGAAGAAUCCGUACUAUUCUCAAGGCUAUUUGUAUCAUCUAUCCUGCAAGCAAACUACUCAAUUUUCUUUUGGAUACUGCUGCUAAUUCCAAGAACGCAAAAGCUCGAGCCGAAUGUCUAGACGAAGUAGGUGCUUUGAUUCAACGAAAUGGAACGUCGGUCAUGCUACCAAAUAAGGCACUACCUCUGAUUGCUACUCAUAUUGGUGAUCGUGAUGCCGGUGUCCGAAAUGCUGCAUUGAAUGCCAUUGCUCAAGCGUAUAUUUUAAUUGGUGAUCCUGUCUUCAAGUAUGUCAAUCGAUUGGGUGAAAAAGAAAAAGGUAUGUUGGAGGAAAGACUUAAGAGAACGAAACCUUCAGCAAGCGUUCUUGCAGAAAAGGAACGUAUUCAACAACAGCAACAACAACAGCAGGAAUCGGAUGAAAUGGAUGUUGACGACUUGCCACCUAUUACCAGUUUACCUCGUACGCCACGAUCAAGAAUUGGAAAACCACGUUCCCUUCCUCAACCUGUUCAUCACAGUAAUAUCAAUAGUAGACCUACCAGCAUGCAUCAAGAAUCCGAACCUAUGGAAGGAGUCAUGGAUGAAUAUGGUAAUCAAUAUCUUCAAGAUCGAGGAUCGGAACCAAGAACGUUACCUGGACCUUCAUCAAUGCGUCAACCUCGUUCCGCCACUCAACAACAAAUGCAUCAUGGUUUUCACUCACCUCCACCUCCACCGGCGCUUCAGCAAUACCAACAACAACAACAACAACAACAACAACAACAUAUGGCUUCUCCUUAUUACGCAACUUCUCAUCAACAUCAAGAUCAAAGGGAAUAUAUAGUAGAUUAUAUCAUAUCGCAAAUCACCAGUGGAGAUCCUCAACCUAGCAUUGAAGCCUUAAAACAAUUGGACAAACAUCUAAACACACGACCUGAAGUAAUUCUUCCUGAUAUUGAACCAUUGAUUAAUGCCAUUACGUUACAAGUCAGACUAGCCUAUUCUACUGUGGAUCCUCGUAGCCCUGUGACAACCCGUUUGUGCAAACAUUUAGUGAACGCUUUGGUUCUUUUAUUCACAAAUCGUGAUCUUGCUGGUGCAGUAUCUCAAGACGCUUUACAUCAUCUUUUACAAGAGCUUGCCCACCGAUUAUUAGAUCAAAAAAUGCUUUCAUUGGAAUCAGGCCCUCAGUUAUCCAAGGCACUUAAUGUGGCAAUGGUCAAAGUACUAGAAAAUAGUCAAAGAAAUGCAACUUUUAGUGCCCUGUUAUCGAUUUUGGGAACAUGUUCUGCUGGACUGCGACCUGGUGAUUUACCUUCUAGCAAAGAAACCAAAUACACGGAAUUGAUUAUGAAAUGCUUGUGGAAACUGGCAAAGACAAUUCAAGAAAAUCUACGAUCAGGAUCAUUACAACCAGAUCAAUUACUAUUUGAAAUCAAUAAAUUCUUUUUGGUAACUCCUCCUAAUGAAUGGAAACGACGAACUCAAGAUAAUGUGCCUCUCGGUGAAUUGCCUUUGCGAACUGUCAAGACAUUGUUACUCGAAAUGGUGAACGGAUUAGGGGAAGGUGUGUUCCAACAUUUAGUAUUGAUUGAUGAUCCUCAGAAUAGUAGUGUCUAUCCUUAUCUUCAUCAUAUGUUGGAAGCUUGCAAGAAAAAAGAAAUGUUUCAACAACAACAACAACAACAACAUUUAGAAGAACAACAGCAAAUGCACCAACAACAACAUCUACCAGUUGAUCAUACGAACACAAUGGUAAGUAUGGAUCACUCAACUCAAUUACCAUCAUCAUCAUCACCUCAAAUUAUGAAUCAACAACAACAUCAAUAUGAACCACCAGCAAGAACAAUUGCAAGUCCAGCGUCAGCAGCAACAUCGUCACAUGAAGAAUCACCCUAUCAACUUGCUCAACAAUCACCAUCUUUCAGUCGGCCAUCAUCUAUAUCAUCUAUAAGAUCUGGCAAUCUCUUCCGAUCAACAUCUAUUGGGUCUUUCCCUUCAUCUGAUGGACAAAUGCAUGAUGCAACAAUGUAUGGCAAUGUUAUCUCACCACAUCAACAACAACCUCCACCAAUUACAAUGAGUGUAGCAGGUAUGACGACGUAUCAAUCCUCUUUACCAUCACCCAUGGCAGAAUCGCAUUACCAACAGUCAUUAUCAUCGAAUCAUCAAGAUGAUCAAGCACAACCUAUGCAAAUCGAUGGCCAAGGUGCAGCAAUGAACAAGGAAUCAUUAUCGGAUUAUGAAAUGAACAAUGUUUUAAAAGUGAUUUUUGAAAAGAUUGGUACAAGGGAACAAACUAAACAGGGCAUUGUUGAACUAUAUGAAUUCCAAAAGAGAUAUCCCUUGGCAGAAAACAAGGUCAAUACUUACCUUAGUCAAACUGGUACUUAUUUCCAACGAUAUAUCCAACGUGGUCUUCAUAAUCUAGCAGCAGAGGAUCAUGGUAUUUGAAGAAUGGUUUAGAACAGUUUUUUUUUUUUUAAUCCCUACCUCCUUCUUUUCUCUUUCAUCUAUUUAUAUAUUUCCCACUUUUUCUAUCUCAUUAGUAAUAAAAGAUAACUUAAAUAUCGAUAUUUA
Molecule: messenger RNA, 6785 nt
Organism: Halteromyces radiatus
Lineage: Eukaryota; Fungi; Mucoromycota; Mucoromycetes; Mucorales; Cunninghamellaceae
Product: armadillo-type protein
Exons: 19
Coding region: 246-6659 (2137 amino acids)
Biological process (GO): mitotic spindle organization; microtubule polymerization; establishment or maintenance of microtubule cytoskeleton polarity
Cellular component (GO): kinetochore; spindle pole; centrosome
Molecular function (GO): microtubule plus end polymerase activity; microtubule plus-end binding
Source: RefSeq, a predicted model, not a curated record